This is a messenger RNA of Arabidopsis thaliana (thale cress), 3307 nucleotides long. It is a transcript of the gene CYP708A3, whose product is annotated as cytochrome P450, family 708, subfamily A, polypeptide 3. Gene Ontology annotation, cellular component: membrane. Lineage: Eukaryota; Viridiplantae; Streptophyta; Magnoliopsida; Brassicales; Brassicaceae. The record is from RefSeq and is marked reviewed. The transcript is spliced from 7 exons. The coding region runs from base 1489 to 2727 and encodes 412 amino acids. Gene Ontology annotation, molecular function: heme binding; monooxygenase activity; iron ion binding.
UUUUUUAACUAAAUCGAUGCCGUUUAGUUAUUUUGAAUUUAAUUUUCUUUUUUAAAAUUAGCAAAAAUUGAAUUCAAAAUAGCAAAAUAACGUUGGUUUAGUUGAAGAAUAUACCACGUCAAUACACAUGUAUCAUUUGACUCAACAAUCGUUAGAAUUGACUAACAUUUGUUAACGUUAACUCAUAAUUACGCAAUACGUCAACAGUUUAGGUAGGUUUUUUGAAAAUUUUACAUGUUUAGGUAUAAAUCAACAUUUCUCGUUUAUACCGAUUGAAAAACACAUUCUCUAAAUAGUCGAGAUUGAAAAAAAUAUUUUCCCCCAUUUUCUAUAAUGCUAUAAUUUAUUCUAAACAGUAGACAAACUCGUCUUUGAUGCAUACCAAUAAUAUAAAAUAUCGAGGAGACACAUUAGUGGAUCCUUCAAGGACGAGUUGGUCGAUUUGAGAUAAGGAAGACAAUAUUUAUUGACCCUCUUUGGCUUUCAAUUUUGUUUGCUAAUGGUUAGGGUUUAUUAUUAUUUUUGGUUUAAUAUGAUGCAAGUUUAAAUAGGUAACUCGGUUUGGUUUAUUUUAUUUCGUUGGUUUCGACUAUCACAUCGAUCUAUAAUGUCAAAUUUACAAUCAAAUUCUUUUAAAACUUUUUUUUUUUUAUAACUUAUUUUAGUUUUAUAAGGAAUAUACGGAUUUCUCAAACAAACAAGAAAAGGUGUUAUUUGAACACUUGGAAAGAAUUCAAAUUUUUUUUAUAGUAGUUUUCCCGUUAAAAGUUCACAUAAAAAUAUAUCAUCAAUGUAAGACGAUAUUCAGGGAAAUUGAAGAUAUUGGGUGCCUGACAUGUGACAAUAUAUGACAGCUUCUGUCGGUCCUGUUUCUUGUUUGUCACAUGCGAUUGCUUGGGGAUUGUGAUUUAUAACCACACAACUUAUGGUACUUUGAUAUAUGUAAAUGGCGACGAUGAUUUUUUUUCUGUUGAUGAUUGACGUAUUAUUGUGAAUCUUGUUUUCUUUUAUAUGUUUCGUCUAUCUCUUACAAAAUUUGUUGAUUUCCAACUUUUCAUCAUUUUAGUUUUUGACAAUUAUAUAUGUGUAAGAGGAUUGGUGAAUCAUCAGUGAUUUUCUUACUUUUCAUAUGCUUUCCAACUCUUCAUCAUCAUAAAUUUUUAAUAUUCACACUCCCUAGACUGGUCACAGCCAAAAGAUCUCAAAAAUCUGACCCGGACAAGUAUACUAAUAAAAGGAAAAAAUAUUGGGAGAUAUAGUGUCAUGCAUGGUGUGCAAGAGAAAAAACUAUUAAUUAAUGUAGCUUAUUAAUCUAGAACUUGCUAUAUACUAGAACAAUUAAAACGUGACUGAAAAUUUAGUACUUAAUCUCUACAACACUAUAACAUCCACAUAUAUUAAUUUCUUCAAUUAACCUUGAUAAGAGUUAAAAAAGUAAAAAACAUCGAGAAGAGUUGUAGCUGUGGUCAACACUUGAGAGGCAGCACGAUGAGCUCCAUAUGGAACGUUGCAAUGUUGAUGGUAGCUUUGGUGGUUGUGAGGAUCAGCCACUGGCUUUACCGAUGGUCAAACCCUAAGUGCCCUGGCAAGUUACCACCUGGAUCGAUGGGUUUUCCAAUCAUUGGAGAGACUCUCGAUUUCUUUAAGCCUUGUGGAGUCGAAGGUAUCCCAACCUUUGUUAAGAAGAGGAUGAUAAGGUAUGGGCCGUUGUUUCGAACAAACAUUUUUGGUUCCAAAACCGUGGUUUCGACAGAUCCGGAUGUGAUCCACCAGAUUUUCCGGCAAGAGAACACGUCUUUUGAGCUAGGCUAUCCAGACAUAUUUGUGAAAGUAUUUGGAAAAGAUAAUUUGUUCUUGAAGGAAGUGUUCAUCCACAAGUACCUCCAAAAAAUCACUAUGCAAAUUCUUGGCUCCGAGGGUUUGAAGCAAACAAUGUUAGGAAACAUGGACAAAGCAACCCGCGACCAUAUUAGGUCCAUUGCUAGCCAGGGGAGCUUCAAUGUUCGUAAAGAAGUUGAAAACUUGGUAGUAGCGUACAUGACACCAAAGCUGAUAAGUAACCUUAAACCAGAGACGCAAUCAAAGCUUAUAGAUAAUCUCAACGCCUUCAAUCUUGAUUGGUUUAAGUCCUUCUUAAGACUCUCUACUUGGAAAGCUGUCACCAAAGCCCUCAAGUCACGCGAAGAAGCUAUCCAGGUGAUGAAAGACGUUCUCAUGAUGAGAAAAGAGACGCGAGAGAAGCAAGAAGACUUCCUUAACACGCUUCUAGAAGAACUGGAGAAAGACGGUAGCUUUUUCGACCAAGGAUCGGCUAUAAAUCUCAUCUUCCUUCUGGCGUUUGCCUUGAGAGAAGGUACCUCUAGUUGUACUGCUUUGGCCGUGAAGUUCAUAUCCAAAGACCCGAAAGUGCUUGCAGAGCUCAAGCGUGAGCAUAAGGCAAUUGUAGACAACAGAAAAGAUAAGGAAGCUGGAGUUAGCUGGGAAGAAUAUAGACACAACAUGACUUUCACCAACAUGGUUAGCAAUGAGGUGCUUCGCCUAGCAAACACGACCCCUUUGUUGUUUCGAAAGGCGGUGCAAGAUGUUGAGAUCAAAGGAUAUACAAUUCCGGCUGGUUGGAUUGUGGCGGUUGCACCUUCAGCGGUUCAUUUUGAUCCUGCAAUCUAUGAGAACCCAUUUGAGUUUAAUCCAUGGAGAUGGGAGGUCUUAGUGAUACACUUACUAUAAUUUUCAGCUGCUCUAUUUUUUCUCUUUCUCCAUCAUCCUUUGUAAACCUAUAGAUGGGAUUUGGUUGGUUGUGGCAGGGGAAAGAAAUGAUUUGGGGAUCUAAAACGUUCAUGGCGUUUGGAUAUGGAGUUAGACUUUGUGUAGGUGCAGAGUUUUCACGGCUUCAAAUGGCAAUCUUCCUCCAUCAUCUUGUGGCAUAUUACGAUUUCUCAAUGGUCCAAGACUCCGAGAUCAUUCGUUCACCAUUCCAUCAAUACACCAAGGAUCUGCUUAUAAACAUCUCUCAGUCUCCUACCAAGUGAACCAUGCAUGCAGUUUCCAAAUCUUAAUAAUCAGAUCAUUAUAUGCAAUAAUCUCAUUUCCUGCUUCCGCAAAAUCUCUGGAGUCUUUUUAUAUGUAAUAUGCGAUCUCUAUAAUUUUUAAAAAGUAUCUAUCUUGUCAAAUGAGUUAAACUUUGUUUAUAUAUGUCUUGAAUCUGAUCACAUGCAUGGGUUCCUAAUUCUAUGUACUCUUUGCGGCUGUUUCUGUACUGAUGACUUAAAAGUCACUCCAAUGAUUCAUAUUUUUUUUUGUACUAAUU